Molecule: messenger RNA, 861 nt
Organism: Lemur catta (Ring-tailed lemur)
Lineage: Eukaryota; Metazoa; Chordata; Mammalia; Primates; Lemuridae
Gene: NKAIN3
Product: sodium/potassium transporting ATPase interacting 3
Exons: 7
Coding region: 1-615 (204 amino acids)
Biological process (GO): regulation of sodium ion transport
Source: RefSeq, a predicted model, not a curated record
AUGAAUUUUCAUCUCUCAGCAUUAGAGAGGCAGAUCUUUGACUUCCUUGGUUUCCAAUGGGCGCCUAUUCUUGGAAAUUUUCUACAUAUAAUAGUUGUCAUAUUGGGUUUGUUUGGAACCAUUCAGUACAGACCUCGCUACAUCAUGGUGUAUACAGUAUGGACUGCCCUCUGGGUCACCUGGAAUGUGUUCAUUAUCUGCUUUUAUUUGGAAGUAGGUGGGCUCUCUAAGGAUACAGAUCUAAUGACAUUCAACAUCUCUGUACACCGGUCAUGGUGGAGAGAACAUGGGCCGGGCUGUGUGCGAAGAGUGCUGCCUCCGUCAGCCCACGGCAUGAUGGACGAUUACACGUACGUCUCCGUCACGGGCUGCAUCGUCGACUUCCAGUACCUGGAGGUCAUCCACAGCGCCAUCCAGAUACUACUCUCUUUGGUUGGUUUUGUGUAUGCCUGUUAUGUGAUCAGUAUUUCCAUGGAAGAAGAAGACACCUUUGAUUUCAUAGGUGGACUUGAUACACACUCCUACUACCAGGAUCAUGUUGAGUUAAAGCCUGUUAAACCUGUCGAAAUAAGUAAUGACAUCGACUCUGAAAUUCGGCUGCUGAACUUGACUUAGGGAGCAAAGCACCACUGACAGCACCUCCAUGGAUCCGACACAUCUCUUGUUCCUUCCAGAGGUUGGACUAUGCCUCCCUGCUUUCCCACGAAUCAUGGAGUUCUUUGGUCACAGCCUGUGUAAUUAUUAGCAUUGUUCGCUAGAUGAGUUCUAGGUGCCUGGGUGAAUGUUUUUUUAGUCAUUUUCUUCUUAUAUGAACACUUGUAAAAAAAAAAUUGGUUUUUAGUUUUCUAACAAUAUUUAAUG